Molecule: messenger RNA, 1467 nt
Organism: Phaeodactylum tricornutum CCAP 1055/1
Lineage: Eukaryota; Bacillariophyta; Bacillariophyceae; Surirellales; Neidiaceae
Exons: 1
Coding region: 1-1467 (488 amino acids)
Biological process (GO): ribosomal large subunit biogenesis
Cellular component (GO): preribosome, large subunit precursor; nucleolus
Molecular function (GO): protein binding
Source: RefSeq, a predicted model, not a curated record
AUGCGAUUAAUAACGGGAGACGAAUGUGGCCUCAUCAAGGAAACUAUUCCCGAAUUGGCUCGUGCCAAGCAACGCUCGGCGACCAAACCUGUUCAAGUGCAGAACAGCCCACGUGCCGUCGCUGUCGUGAAAAACGUUGGCACCGCCGUAGUGAAUGUAGGGUUGACGAUUCCGACUCGAACAAAAGGAGUAGUGGAUCUGACCUGGUUGGAAACGGACCAGGAUAAAUCCUUUGCCUCACUGUGUAUCGAUGGAUCCGUCCAAGUAUGGCAACGAUCCGUUUCGGAAGAACAAACGUACGGUCGAUACCGACAAGUUGCGGCCCACGCCAACAUUUUUGCGUCACAGCAGACACAAACCACGCACAGGAGUAUUCACCCCUCUACGUCUCCGAUUGGGAUGUCGGCCUUUCCCGCAUCCAACGCCAACCUCCUAUGUGCCGCUGACGCCCAGGGUAACGUGACGAUUGUGAAUCAUACGGCGGAAACACCGAUUGUCCGACAGUUCUCCCCACUCGCCACUUCCGCACCAUCCAACGGCAGCAAAGAUCCAUUAAUCACCGCCAUGGCCGUCGAUGCCAAACGUGCGCGUGUCGCUAUGGGCGGUCGCGAGCGAGAAACUGUCCUGUACGACCUGGAAACCACUCAGGCCGUCUGGAAGGCCAAGAAUCUACCACCGGAUCCGCAAACACUCUUGCAGGCACUGGUGUGGCCCACGUCUAUUCUGUUUCUCAAUGCCUAUGAUUCGUCCUCGUUGGGACAAAACGUCCUAGCAGUCGGUACGGCCCAUCGUCAAGUCCGGAUAUACGACAUCCGGGAUGAUUCUGUCCAACGCCGCCCAUUCUCCGUAACGCCAGCCAAGGGCUUUGUGGAGCACCGCGUCACGGCCUUGUGUCAAAUGGAUCCUUACAGUAUUGUUGUCGGUGACAGUUCGGGCGAUUUGCACACUAUAGAUGUGCGCAAGCUGGAGCAUAAGUACAACGCCAGCACCCAAUUAUCUGACGGCCGCUACCCGGGCCCGGCUGGAUCCAUCCGAUCCUUGGCCAAGCACGAAUCGUUGCCAUUCAUGGCGGUGGUUGGGUUGGAUCGGAUGCUGCGAAUCUACGAUACCAAUAGCCGGAAACAGGUCAACUGUAUGUAUCUAAAACAGCGAGUCAAUUGUGUACUCAUGGGACGAGACGGAACCUGGGGAGUUGACGGAGAAGAUUAUAACAAUUCUGAUGUGGAACAGGAUGAUAUUGUGCGAGACUACGUCGACUCGGACCACGAGAAUGGGGAUGAUCAGUCCUUUGCGGAGGAAGAGAGCAUCGAUCAAGCCAAUCACACUGAUGAUAGCGAAAACGAUGCCAAGGAUGAUUCUGCGUCUGGGUCCUCCGAUAGUGGCGACCAUCAAGACGACGACAGUGAUGACAACAAAAGCCAAAAUGAAGAACCAACAAUCAAUCCUCGGAAACGAGUCAAACGAUAA